Suricata suricatta (meerkat) is the source of this 514-nucleotide messenger RNA. It is a transcript of the gene WFDC9, whose product is annotated as WAP four-disulfide core domain 9. NCBI's taxonomy places the organism in Eukaryota, Metazoa, Chordata, Mammalia, Carnivora, Herpestidae. The transcript has 4 exons. The record is from RefSeq and is a predicted model, not a curated record. The coding region runs from base 67 to 339 and encodes 90 amino acids.
UCAGACACCUUCAGAGCAUUGAGAGAAGACCAGAAAUUAACCCAAACACACAUAGAGACUACCACCAUGAAGUCCUGGAUUCUCCUACUCAACAUGCUCGUCUACGGGGUUUUAAUGCCUCUGCCUGUGAUGGGAAGCCUUGGGAACAAUUUUAUUCCAGAGGGAAAAACAGAUACUGCGCAGUGCUGGGUACAGCCUCUGUUAAAGUACUGUGAGAAGAGGUGCACUAAAUUACAGAAGUGUUUAUUUCCCAAUCAUACAUGCUGUUGGACCUUCUGUGGAAACAUCUGCUUGGAUAAUGAAGAACCCUUCAAAUCCAUGGUAGACUCUAGGUUCUAGCUGCCCCACCACUGGUGUGGGCUAGAGGAUGCCUAUGUUGUCUAAGAAGAGUGCUACCUGGCUCCCUGCUGGGUUAUCCCCUUGCUCUGGCUGAAGACCAUUCUAUUCUCCCCCUUGAUCUCUCUAUCGUGAGAAGACUCAAGACUCUGCCAAAUAAACUGAUAUCCAACUGAGG